Molecule: messenger RNA, 459 nt
Organism: Spirometra erinaceieuropaei
Lineage: Eukaryota; Metazoa; Platyhelminthes; Cestoda; Diphyllobothriidea; Diphyllobothriidae
Source: the annotation of a GenBank genome assembly
AUGGUCGGUCCACCCGUCAGCAACCGCGAUCGCCUUCGUCACCAGCACGUCCCGCUGAUCUCGCCUCCGGACGAGGACAUAGUCCAGCAGGUGCCACUGAUGCGACCGAGGAUGCUUUCAGGUGGCCUUCUCUCGCUCCGGCAGACAGAAGAACGUGUUCGUCAGGAUGAGGCGGUGUUCUGCGCAGGUGCUGAGGAGAAGCAGGCCGUUGUCGUUGGAGCCGCGGAGACCGUGGGGACCCAGCACUCCCCUCCAGGCAGUAUGGUCUGUGCCGACGCGGGCGUUGAAGUCACCAAGGACAAUCAACUUGUCCGCCUUCGACACAGUCGCCAAGAGGGCAUGCAGGUCCUCGUAGAAUUUGUCUUUGACGGCGUCGGGGCUGGUAAUCGGCGGAGCGUAGGCGCUGAUGAUGGUGGCGAACUUGCCUCCUCGCCGGAGAGGCAGACGGAGGCUCAUUAG